AUGGACUCGGACUCUUUAUAUUAUUCUCUGGAGCUCGUUGCUGGUGGCGGAAACACUUUAAAUGUCGAGCAAAGAACCGCUCUGCAGACUUCCUUAGUGAUACUGAGGAAAAACUACAAGUUCCAUCGAGUCUUGUUUUGGGGUAAAAUACUAGGGUUAAAGGGGGACUAUUUCAUCGCUCAGGGGAGAGGAGAGGAUGAAAUUCAGGAUAAAAAGAAUCUCUACAGCUUUAACUGCAUGGACUGGUUCCUGCUCCCUCCUGCCACAGACUCUGUGAUCCAGGAGGUGUCCAAAGCUGCAAAGGGUCGCUUCACAGGAGACCCCUCGUUUGUGUAUGAGCAUCUUGAGAUCCGCAGGCAAGGAGAGAGAGAUGAAGAGGAGGUAGUGACCAAAGUCAAUGAGGAGAGCAGGCUAGCAGUGACAGUUCAUCAGAUCGAUGAGGAAGUGUCUGUGGUACCACGCGGCGCCUUUGUCAAGAGUCCUCACGGCCUCGUCAAGAUCAACCGCAGCUUUGAUGGUCUGUCGCACUCAGAGACGGGAAAGCUUGACAAUUUCUUUCACUUCAGCCAACCAAAGAAUCUGAAGAAGAGAUCCAUCCUGGAAAUGGGUGAUUUGAACCCGGCUAUCGACUUCCUGGAUGUACUGAGUGAUGACAUUCCCAAAGGAUCAUGGAGUCUUCAGUUUGAAUGUGCCAGCAAAGUGUGCGUACUUCGCAGCCUGUUGUGGCUCGGCCUGACCUUCUACCAUGUGCCUAUGACGCCGCAGCACGGAUACAUUUACAUUGGUAAUGGGACCAAGAAUUUGGACCUUCCCUUCAUGCUAUAAAAACAGACAUCUCACUCCUCCUUCAAGAAACAAAUUUGUCAUGGUUCUGUUGUUCAAAUAAACCCUCAAAAUGUAUUCUAUGUAACAUACUGCAGGACUUUUUGUUGGCCUUA
Molecule: messenger RNA, 938 nt
Organism: Plectropomus leopardus (leopard coralgrouper)
Lineage: Eukaryota; Metazoa; Chordata; Actinopteri; Perciformes; Serranidae
Gene: rsph9
Product: radial spoke head component 9
Biological process (GO): cilium movement involved in cell motility; motile cilium assembly; axoneme assembly
Cellular component (GO): axoneme; radial spoke
Source: RefSeq, a predicted model, not a curated record